Molecule: messenger RNA, 3154 nt
Organism: Drosophila arizonae
Lineage: Eukaryota; Metazoa; Arthropoda; Insecta; Diptera; Drosophilidae
Source: RefSeq, a predicted model, not a curated record
AAACCAAAGCAAAGGCAACGCAAAAGCAAACGCAAAGGCAGCCAGCGAAACUGUGCCAGCCCCGUCGCUGUGCCCUCGCCGAUAUCAAAGACAAUAACAAUAGCAAUUGCGAUCGCCCGUCGUCGUCACCCACCCCAAAAAAAAAGACAAAAACAAAAAAGCAACAACCUAGAGCUGUGUAUAUAAACACGCUCGUAUCAGCGAACUGUGUGCAUUCAGCAUUCGACAUCGAAACAAUCGUCGCUAAAAGAGCUCAAUUUUCAGUCGCAUUUCGACACUCGUUGGGAACGGAUCACGAACGGACCAAAGCAUACGCAGGGCCAUCUGUGCGAAAAAAAUAGACAACUGCAAGAGUGCAUAUACUUUUAACGGUAUAUGUAGAAACGUAUUAUAAUAUAAAAAAAUAUAUAUUAAGCGGACAAAGUGUGCAAGAAAAUCCACUUCGAUGUCGAUUAAUUCGCCAAUAUUGUUGAAAAACUCUGACCUGCAUUAAACAGGCAAAAGCGAUAAAUACCAAAACAAAAAGAAAACCGAUUUAAAUAAAGGUUAAUUUCGUAGCAGAAGAAAAGUAAAGAAGAAAAGAUACUUAUCAAAGACAUUAAAUUCACUUUAGCAAAUCAACAAUAAGUUGUUUGCUUUUUAGUUCGCGUUACGGGUUUUUUUUAAUUUCGUUGUGUUUUCCAUCGACAAGAAAAGAGAAAAGUGCAAACAGUUUGAGAACAACUGCAAGCAGUAGACAUCAAACUUCAAUUUUGUGUUAUUCGAUAUUUUCAAUCAAACGGAAAACAAAAACUCGUCUGAGCAGUGUAACACAUUGACAAGAACAACAACAAUACAGCAACAACACUACACAACAAAACAACAAGUUUGUUUAUUGGGCUUAGGCCAUUGUAUGGAUCAGUCUAAACUAACAACGAAAUUUGGAGACGAGCCGGACCUCCUGUUCAACCGAGCGCAGGGCCGGAAUAGUCUGCUGAAUAGUCUUGGAGCCAGCUCUGCGAUUGCCGCAGCCGCCCAAGCAUCAAUCAACAUUCAACUAGAAGCAACAUUCAAUGACUGUGAAAGUGGCUACGUGCCCACCGUGGGCCGUUGGGGUGCCGAAUGGCCGAGCUGACUCGCCGCUGCAGCCAGCCAGGAUGGUGCGGCAGCGACGCCCAGCUAUGCCGUCGACGUUGAUGAUGUCGACGACGAUGACAGCUUUGGCAGCGUCGCUGCUGGAGGCGGAGGCGGUGGCUCCGCGGAGCAGCAGCUGGCGAAUGCGAUGCGUGGCAUGGGAUUGACUACGACAGUCCAUGGUGUCACAAAUGAGCAAGAUGAUAAGCCAAGCAGUUGCGCUUCCACGCGAACCACGCCUUCGCGCACGCCCUCCACAUCCAGCGAGGACGAUGACGAAGAAGAUGUUGAGGAGCAGCAUCAGCACCAGUGGAUGCCAACCGACCUGACAUCGGUGGCAGCCGCAUCGGAGCGCUACUCCGACAUCAUCCGGGUGCUGUCCAGACAGAAGUCACCCACUGUCCAGCAGCAGCGGCACCCAGGCGCCAACUGGGCCAUGGCCGAUGGCUAUGAUCUGUCGGCCUACAAUCAGAUCAACGGUGUCUGGCCACUGGGUCAUCCUCUGCCGCUGCCCGACUGGGGCAGCGCCGAUGAGCCGGCCAAGGAGACCUUAGUAUUCGAGAACGUCUGGCAGUACGAGGAGCUGAAUGGCAUUGUGGAGACGGCGCUGCAGCGCAUGCUGGAGGAGACGCACUACAACACGGUGAAUCUCUUCGUGGAUUUCUAUCGCAGCUUCAAGCGCACACGGCGCUCCGAUCUGCGCAGCUUCUUCCAGUUCUAUGAUGUGCCCAUCAAUCGACGCCAUCACAUGUGCGUCUCGCUGGCCUUUGAGAUAAUUGCGCGCCUGGUGCAGAUGUUCCCCCAGCUGGGCCAUCACCUCUAUGUGGUGUCCUGCGAGGAGCAGGUGGCCGACUGCAAUGAUUAUGUGCAAAUGGAUGAGGAGUACGGCAUGAACUCGGCGGAUGCGGGUGUCGAGAAGGAGCACGUCAUGGUUGCCAUGCGCUUUGCCAUUGGCGAGCGUCGUGGUGUCAUGAUACUGGAUCCGGGCUACCAUGUGGGACGCGCCGUAACCAUCAUGUGCGACCAGAGCUAUCCACACACAGGCUGGUUCAAUCAAUCCAAGGAGCCGCAUUUGCAGCGCGACUAUUGCUAUACCUUCAGCCAGCACAGCGAGAAGUUUGUGGAGUGGAAGGAGCGGGAGAUACGCGGCGAUGAGGCCAGUUUCAAGACAUCCUUGAUAUACAUUGCCCAGGAAUAUAAUACCGCGGUGGAUGUCACUGUGCGCCGUAAUUUGGUUUACAAUUUCCGCUCGCUGCUAUCGCGCGACGCCAAGGGGCGCGUCUAUGCGGGACUCUACUUCCCGCUGGUGGCCAAUGUGCAGGAAGCGCAUCUGACGCUCUUCUACGAUGGACCCAAUGAGCAGCGCGUCAAGGUCAAGCUUAUGUUUAGCGUCUUUAAGGUGGCCAAGGGCAAGCAACUGCCGGACUAUGUGUCGCAGCAUCUGAUGAAGUUGGCGCCACAGUUGAAUAUGUCACUGCAUGAGCUGACGGAGCUAUGCAAAUCUCUGUGCGAAGUGGUGUCCGAUCAGAAUUUUAUCACUCAAGUUUUGGCCAUUAACGAUGAUAUUGGCAACAUGUCCAUGGAGAAUUGACAGUCAAAGCAGCCUAAGGAUGUUGCUGCAUCUCCUGUACAUCAGGAUGGGGAAGCAGCUUCAACUUAGACUUCAAUUUUGGCAACAAUUUAAAUCACUAUUUUUUCCCCAAUUUUUCAAAAACAAAUGUUUUAUUUCUAGAUUUUAGGCGCACUAAACAAAACUAUAUUUCAAGAUUUAUUAAUAUAUACCUACUCAUAAAGAAUAUAUACAAUUAUUAUAAACACACACUCACACUCUCACAUACAUACCAAGAAACACUUUGAAAAUCCUUGUAUUAUUUAGCAAAUGAAAAUUUGAUUACAAAUUACAAAUUAUUGUAAGUACGUAUAUAUAUAUUUAGAAUUUCUUGUUUUUGUGCUUAGCUUCUUUUUCGAUUUUCAAUUUGUUCUACUUACAUAAAAUAUAUACAAAUUUAAACUAUACAACAAUAACAUUAGUUGACAUAAC